This is a messenger RNA of Musa acuminata subsp. malaccensis (wild Malaysian banana), 750 nucleotides long. NCBI's taxonomy places the organism in Eukaryota, Viridiplantae, Streptophyta, Magnoliopsida, Zingiberales, Musaceae. The record is from RefSeq and is a predicted model, not a curated record.
AUGUUAGAGGCUGGAGGUAAUGUGGUAACUUGGGAGCAGUUUAAAGAUGCAUUUUAUGAGCAGUUCUUUCCUGAUUCAGUUCGUUUUGAGAAACAACGAGAGUUCCGUAGCAUCCGCCAAGGAAAUAGAACUGUAAUGGAAUAUGAUCAUCAUUUCACUGAGUUGGCUCAGUUCUCUCCACAUAUUGCUUUUAAUGAAAAUCAAAGAGCUCAUCAUUUUGAGAGGGGACUUCGAUCAUCAAUUAGAAAGUUCGUUGCAGUACUGAUUUUACCAACAUAUGCUGAAGUGUUAAAUAGAGCUUUGGUGGUAGAGAAAUUGGAUAAUGAAUUACAACAAGCAAAGGAUCGAAUGCGACCUUUUAGUGCUGCACCAUUUACGUAUGGGGAAUCACAUUCUAGACCCUCAAAGAAAGGCAAAGGCAAACAGUUUGGGCAUCAACGUGUAUGUUUUUAUUGUCAACAACCAGGGCACAUGUCGAAUGACUGCCCUCGGAAGCAACAUCAACGCCGAGCUCCACCCCAAACAACUGGACAACAACAGCUACGACCCAGAGAGGAAGGACAGGCAAGAGUCUACGCACUGACUCAUCAAGAUGCUGAAGCCUCAGGAUCUAUUAUUAAAGGUAUCAUCAUACUCUGUGGUGUGCCAGCAUCUGUGCUUAUUGAUUCUGGUUCUACGCAUUCUUUUAUAUCACCUUGUUUUGCUAUGAAACUGCAUAAGAAUCGUGAGACAAUGAAUAAUGCAUUAAUG